UUCACCAUGUAAAGAUUUACGCCUACAGAACAUCAAACUCAGCUACUGUCAGGCAACCGGCUUUUUUCACCUAGGAAAGUAUGACGUGACUGACUGGGGAGCUAGUAGUUGUUCUGGGGGGGUUUUCAGGAGCAUCCUACACGUUUUAUUUAAUUGCAACGAGGCAUCCUACGAGAGAACUCGAUGAUGAGUAAAAUGUCGCUAUAACUAUGCCUAUGAUAUUAAAAGCGUUUUUUUUUUCUUCGGUGCGGCAAGGUUUAUGUUUACCCGUGGUGAUGCGUCACCCAGCAGGUUAACUGUGUGUGGAAACAAGCGCUAAGGGCUGCUGUAUAGUUAUUAUCAGAAGCGAAGCAGUUGCGAAAUUCCGGUGCGGUUUAGCUGAGUACCAGUGCAGUUAACAGACAGGGCAGGGUACGGCAUGCCUCUGUGCCGGUAGCCGGGCAGGACUGUCAGAAUCCACCUGUUUCAUUUUUUAACGACCAAUUCGUUAUUUAAAUGUAAUUAUUAUGAAGUAACGUCACACGAAGAAUAAGACAUGGAAUGCCCGACAAAGAUGGACGGUAUUUUUGCUGACAUGUUAGAGGAGUUCAUGGGGAGCGCCCUCGUGACUUGGGUUCUUACGUUUGACGGUGUGAUUGAUGGAGAGGGACCCAUUUCUGCUCAGUACCUUGAAGUGAACUCCAGUACCCAGAAUUCCCAGAAGCAGUACCUGGAGCUCACCAAUGGAAUCUUCCUCAAUGAGGUUAUGAGGGUCAUUGACCCCAAUCCGAAGGUGGAACGAAUAUAUUGGGAAGAGAGCAACGAUGAGGUUCUAAGGGUCCAAAACUUCUCUGUUCUGAACCGACACCUGCGAUCCUAUUAUCAGGAGAACUUGCAGCAGUUAAUUUUGGUGCCCCUCCCGAACGUUGCUGUUUUGGGAAGAGACCCUCUCACAGAGGCGGCUCUGGAGGAGCUGAGGAACUUGCUGCUGCUGCUGCUGGGCUGUGCCGUGCAGUGUGAGAGGAAGGAGGAGUUUAUACAGAAAAUACAGGCUCUCGACAUAAAGACUCAGGCCGCCAUCGCCUCCUGCAUUCAGGAGGUGACCCAGAAUCCGAGCAAUGUGCUGCCCCUCCAGUGGGGGGAGCUGUGUACCCUGGAGACGAAUGAGCUGCAGAGUGUCUUCAGCUCCAUGGCUCAGCACAUCCAGAGCCUCCUGGCCCAGAGGGACACUCACCUUGAGCGGAUUGUGGAGCUUUGUCGGGAGCACGAUUCGGCCAGGGGACACGCCCCGGCGGUGACCCCAAACAGCCACCCUGAUGACGCGCCACAGGGGCUGGCUGUGCAGCUGGCAGACAGUCGCGCCAAACUGCGCCGGGUGCGGCAGGAGCUGGAGGACAAAGGAGAUCAGUUAUUGGACUACAAGCAGGAACUGCAGGCUAUGGAGGCAGAGCUUAACAAACUGCGUCAGGAGAACCGCGCACUGCAGGGAGAGCUGCGCGUAUCACGGGGUCUGCGCGACGAGCUCGACUGCCUGCGUGAGCGCGCAGCUAAGGCAGACCGGCUGCAGUCUGAGCUGCAGAACUGUGCCCACCGCCUGCGCAGUUUGGACCUGUACCGCACACAGCUGCAGGAGCAGCAGCAGUACUGCGCUACACUUCAGGAGACGCGGGCCCUGCUGGAGGAGCAGCUGGGGGAGACUCGGGCUCGAUGCUCCGGCCUCCGUGAGCUGGAAAGGGACAAUCUGCUGCUGCGCCAGAGGCUCAUCGACCUUGAGGCAGAGAAGGACAUGGAGCGGCACAGGGUGGAGGAGAUGCUGGAGAUGAACAUAAGCCUGGAAGCUGAGCUGAAGCGCAGCCAGAGCCGCAGGGCACAGCGCCCCCUUGUGGAGUCUGAUGAUGAGCUCGGGCACGAGAAUGAGCCAGUGAUCCCUUUGGCUCUGGAUGGCUUGGACCUGAAGCCCCUUAGCGAGGAAGUGAGUGAGGCAUCGUCCUGGAGACUGUUGGGGGCCGAGCAUGAGAACAUGGAACUGCGCAGGCGCCUGGAGCAGCUGCAGGCUGAGCGAGAGGCCUGCGCAGACUGGUCAGACCCUGCGCAGGCGUCUUCGGCUGAUCUGCUGGAGGAGAAGGAGAAACUGAAGGGAGAGCUUCAUAGAGAGACAGACAGACUGAUCACACUGGAGAGUAAACACCAGGACGUGGUGAAGGAGCUCCAGAACCUGAAGGAUGAAAACAAAGGCCUGAAAAUCAAGUUGGAGUCAAUGAGCGUGCAAAAGCGGGGUGAGGAAGGAGGAGGUCAAGGGAAAGCAGAGAAAGGGCUCCCCAGGGAGGUGGGAGAAGGAGGCCAGGAGGUGGAGGAACUGGCAUUCAAGAAAGAGGAGCCAGGGAAGGAGAGAGAAGCAGGAGGUGCAACAAAGGGGGUGGGGAUGACACGUGAAGAUGGGGAAGGAGAGGAAGUGAUGAGUUUGAAAGAGAAGAGAGAAGAGGUGAAGAGGGCGAGAGAGGACCGGGAGGAGUUGCAGGAAAUCUCCAAAAAAAGAGAAGAUGGAGAAGGAGAGAAGGAGGUGGACAGAACCAACAGACUGAUAGAAAAGAGAGACGAGGACAGAGAGGGGGAGGUGCAAAGGACUAAAGGGAGCAUAGAAGGACUGAGGGAGGCUGGACGGCUCACAGAGCGAGAGAGGACGGAGGGUGAGGAGCAACAGGAGAUGCAGGCAGAAAGCGAGGAGGCCGAUGGGGAGCUCUCCUCCCUGGCCCUGCAGCUGCAGCUGGCCCUCCAGGAGGUGGCGCAGCAGAGCCAGGAGGCCGAGAGGCAGGCCAGCUUGGUCCAUGAGCUGCGCGCCAAGCUGGCAGAGCAGAAUCGCAGGGCCACCAGCGCCGAGCAGCGACUGAGCGUGUUGGAGGUAGAGGUGCAGCGGCUAAGGAAGGCUGGCGAGGGCCUGCUCCAGGCCAGGAAGCAGAUCGAGGCCCUGCAGUCAGAGUCCGAGCAGGCCGAUGAGGAGCUGAUGCGCCUGCGGGCGCAGCUGGAGCUGCAGAGGCUGGAGGGGGCUGUGGCUGCGCAGCUGCAGGGGGAGCGAGCACAGCUGGAGCGGGAGAGAGACUGCCUGCGCUCCACCAUCGACUCGCUCCGUGCCGCUGCCCGCAAGGGCGACCAGCUGGAACUGGCCAACCAGGCGCUGAAGGCAGAGCUAGAGAGGCUGAGCCGCAGCUUGGAAGCAUCGCGGCGGCGGGAGGAGGAGCUCCAGGCGGAGUUGCGGGAGGCGGGCCUAGAGGCGGAGGCCCUGGGGCGCCGGCGAGAUGAGGCCACACUGGAGGCCUCUCGCCUGGAGCAGGAGAAGGAGGUGUGCCUGAGCCAGCUGGACGCACAGCAGCGAGAGCAGAGGCAGCGGGAGCGGGAGCUGGGCCGCCUGAGGCAGCAGCUGGAGAGCACAGCCUCCGCACUGGAGCACAGCAACCAGAGGGCCUGUGGCCUGGAAGCCGAGCACAGACGAGUGUGUCAAGAGGUGUCCCAACUGAAAGAGGACUGUGCUGAGCUACGGGAGCUGGAGGAGGAGAGCAGGCAGUUGAAUGCACAGGUCGGAGACAUGAGGACUCAACUGAGCACGCUGAGUCAGGAAUUGGCCAAAGAGAAGAUGCUGUCACAGGAGCUGGCCAAUCAGCUAGCGAGUGAGACAAUGCAGUCCCAGGAUAUUGUCUGUCAGCUGGCCACUGAGAAGCUAAAUUCCCAGGAACUGGACAGUCAGUUGGCCAAUGAGAAAAUGCAGGUAAAGGAGCUGGUCAGACAGCUGGCAGAGAUGCAUGAGAGGCAUAAGAGACUGGAGGCCCAGUGCAAGUUGUCAUCUUUCUCCGCUGAGGACACGGGUGUCCAGAAAGGAGGAUCUGGCGGUGACACCUCGCAGAUUUUGCCAGGAGCCGCCUCCAAGGAAGCCCAUGACCAAGACACCAGAACAGAUGGGGAAACAGACCCGGAAUGGGAUCCUCAGAAACAGAGAGAAUAUGUGUCACUCCCUAAGGCUCUGCAGGCAGUUGAGCAUCAGCUCUUGGGGAGCCAAGACAAGGCCGCUGACGUUGCUGUCACAACUGACACCCUAGAGACCAAGGAGCCGCUGGGCAAGCGAUUGAUCGAGGUGGAGAGGCAGAAUGCAGUCCUGCACACUGAGAAGGCCGUGCUGUUAUCCCAGCUGUCGCAGUCGCAGUCCACCUGUGCACAACUGCAGGAGCAGCUGGAUGGCGUGCGGCGACAGGCCAUUGUCCUGCAGGAAAACUGCACAAACCUGCAGGUUUUCAGCACGAAGCUGCAGACGGAGCAGGCGUCACUGAGCUCCCAGCAUGCAUCGCUCUGGUCCCGCUGCAGUGAGAGCGAGGCCCGUGUUGCCACCCUGGAGGCGGAGGCCAGGGUCUGGGCGAAGGACCGGGAGGAAGUGAUGCUGCGUGGCGAUGGCCUGAGGCGCGACCACGAGCGCCUGACCGCCCUGCAGCAGCGGCAGGAAGCCGAACUGGAGGCCUUGCUCUCCAAGCACAGCCAGCUGAAGGGCAGCAUGCGGAACCUUGAGGCUCAGCACCGGGAGCUGGAAGGACGGUACAAGGAGCUGCUGGACCGCAAGACCCUUCUGGAAGAGAGAGAGGAGGUCAUACGGGCGGAAAGAGAGAAGAUGGAAAAAGAGAGACAGGCACAGGCCGAGAGGGUGAAAGAGACAGAGAGGCUGAGAGAAGAGAAUGAGAGGCUGCACAGCCAACAAAAGGAGUCUGCGCAGGUGCAGUCAGAGCUGCUGUCCCAGGGCUCGGUCCUGCGGGGGGAGCUCAGUGCCGCGCAGCUGGAGCGGACCCGGCUGGAAGGAGAGCUCAGCCUGCUGAGGGAACAGAACCAGCAGUUGGACCUGGACAACGCCCGCCUCACCAGCCAGUACCAGCUGCUGACCCAACUGAAGGGAAACCUGGAGGAAGAGACCCGGCAUCUGGUGGAGCAGAACCAGAAUCUGGCCCGGGAAAAUCGAGCGUUACUGGAGCGGAGUCUGGAGAGUCGGGACCAGCACCACCAGCAGCAUAGGGAAUUUACCGACAAGUUGAACGAGUUGCGCCGAGAAAAACAAAAGCUGGUGGAGAAGAUAAUGGAUCAGUACCGAGUCCUGGAACCCUCUCUGCCUGUGCCCAGCAAAGCCAAGAAGAGCAACUGGAUAGCAGACAGGAUGAAGAAGCUUAUUAAACCUCGUUAUGUGAAGGAGGGCAGAGAAGGCAGAGCUCAGUUCAUUGCUGCUGGGAGUAUGGAGAACUUGAACGAGAUCAGUGAAUGUUUACCAACAUCAGUCCAAGUACCUGCUGUGAACCCCACGAGUGCCCCUGACUCCCCCAUGAUUCUGCGGGGGGCUCCUGGUGAGGUCCAUGAUCAGCCACGGGGAGUCGCUCGCUCAGCUCGCCGUAAGCUGGGCUCACGGCACGGCUGGGGCCUGGGCAGGGGUGUCUCACAGUCCUUCAGCCCCGGGGACCAGCAUAUGCCCCUGCGUGAGCGCUUCCGCUCUCACGGCACAACCUCCAUCAUGUGGGAGGGUGGCAGCUCUACACCCAGUCAGGAGAGCCUGAGCGAGGACGGGAAAGCUGAAAGUGAGGAGAGUCUGACAGCCGAAGACGGUCUGACGGCCGAGCAGAACUCAGACACCCCCUGCAUGUCUUCUGGAGCUGAAGAUGGCCACUCCAGUGAUGAUAAACUCGAUGUGAAAAAAUCCACGUGACGACAGUUCCAACCGCGCCACCUUUCUAACUAGUAUUAUGAACACUUUGGAUGAACAGAUCCAGUUUAGACUUCUUUGUAUGCACUGAAUGCUUGAAACAUUUAUAUGUCAAAUUUGUAUUUUAAAAUGAAGGAACUUAAAUAUAUAAAUUAAAAAUCAUUUACGAAAGAU
Brienomyrus brachyistius is the source of this 5872-nucleotide messenger RNA. It is a transcript of the gene ccdc88b, whose product is annotated as coiled-coil domain containing 88B. The coding region runs from base 536 to 5701 and encodes 1721 amino acids. Lineage: Eukaryota; Metazoa; Chordata; Actinopteri; Osteoglossiformes; Mormyridae. Gene Ontology annotation, molecular function: dynein light intermediate chain binding; microtubule binding. Gene Ontology annotation, biological process: cytoskeleton-dependent intracellular transport; cytoplasmic microtubule organization. The transcript is spliced from 29 exons. The record is from RefSeq and is a predicted model, not a curated record. Gene Ontology annotation, cellular component: cytoplasm; centrosome.